AUGUCGAUCGUCCAGCCAGAGGCUGGCAUCUUCUACGGCGUCUGCUGGGUUGUAGUCAUCAUUCGGCUUCUGUCGAGAAGACUGCACCUUAAAUCAUGGAAACGCCUGCAGCUCGACGAUUACUUGAUCCUCUUAGCCAUGGCUACGGACACCGUCCUUAUGGCCAUUACGACUCUAAUAGUCAAGACUAGCAGCAACCUUAUUCCUCCUGAGGAUGACGUUUCACAAUAUUCGCAAGAAGAAAUCCGGAACCGCAUCUAUGGUUCUAAGCUCGUCUUGGUCGUGGAACAGAUGCAACUAUCUACCAUUUGGCUGAUCAAGGCGUGUCUACUCAUAAUGUACAAUCGCAUGACCGUUGUUUUGCCUCAGCACAAGAUUGUCGUAGCAACAUCCAUCUAUGUCGCUGUUUCGUUUGUCGUCAUGGAGCUUUUAUACUUCGCAGUCUGGUGUCGACCCUUCGAUCAAUACUGGGCAGUACCUACCAAUUCGAGCCAAUGCUCCGCCGCAACGAAUCAUCUCAUCAUCAAUGCAUGUUUCAACAUCACCAGCGACCUGAUCAUCCUUAGCAUACCCUUGCCCCUCCUGUUCAAAGUACGGCUACCGAUGAAAAAUAAGAUCAUUCUCUUUGUCAUUUUUCUCAUCGGUGCAUUUACAAUUGUUGCUGCUGUCCUGAACAAGUAUUAUUCUUUUACGCAUCCGUUCGGGACGGAGUGGACAAUCUGGUAUCUGAGAGAGUCGUAUACAGCCAUACUUUGCGCAAAUCUGCCACUGACCUACCCUCUUAUCCAACGCGUCUUCGGCCUGAGGAACUGGAGCUCCCAGACAUAUGAUAUCGAUAACCGAUAUGGAUCGGGAGCACAACCACAGCCAGCAGCGCACAGAUACUGGGCAGAACCGAGGAUUCAGCCCAUACCCAAGGGUUUCCGCGACAUUUUCAGGCGCACAGAAAGCCAAGAAGACAUCAAUGGGGGAUUGGGCAAGCAAAAAGAAGAAGAUGAUGAUGGGCCGAGCUUCAUUACGAGCGCGAUUGAGAUGGAUGAUUCGAGGUCGCCGCAUGUCUCAAGCUUGGAUGGUCCUACAAGUCGGCCGAGUGUCGAAAACAGCAAUCAGCGACCUGAUCCAUAUCGUGUGGUCUGA
Messenger RNA from Cucurbitaria berberidis CBS 394.84, 1137 nucleotides. RefSeq lists its product as uncharacterized. NCBI's taxonomy places the organism in Eukaryota, Fungi, Ascomycota, Dothideomycetes, Pleosporales, Cucurbitariaceae. The record is from RefSeq and is a predicted model, not a curated record. The transcript is spliced from 4 exons. The coding region runs from base 1 to 1137 and encodes 378 amino acids.